This is a messenger RNA of Rhipicephalus sanguineus (brown dog tick), 534 nucleotides long. Its product is annotated as collagen alpha-1(I) chain-like. NCBI's taxonomy places the organism in Eukaryota, Metazoa, Arthropoda, Arachnida, Ixodida, Ixodidae. Bases 1 to 534 code for a protein of 177 amino acids. The transcript has a single exon. The record is from RefSeq and is a predicted model, not a curated record.
AUGGCCUGUUUCAACUGUGAACAGAAGCAUCCAAACGAGCUGCCGCCUAAUGAAAAACCAACAGGGCCAACCAUUAUGGGGCCUGUUAUUCCUUUGAAUCCAACUGGCCCGUCCAUGCCGCAUAGCCCACCGAUCGCACAGGGCACAGCAGGCCCAACUGUGCAAAAUGGUAUACCAGGGUUGCCUAGUGCGUCCGCGCCACAGGGCAAACCCAGCUCAACUAUCACUGGUGGUCCAGUCCAACCCACCCCACCCGCGCAAUCAAGCUACGGAAACCCAGCUGGAAUACCAGCUCCACCUGGUACACCCACACUACCGGGUACACAUAGCUCAAAUCUCCCUGGUACCGUAAUACCACCCACCAUGCCCACGCAGUCAAGCCAAUCAAUCCAAGUUGGAAAGGCAGUCCCAGCUGGUGCACCCACUUCCCAGGGCCCACCCAGCUCACCUUUGCCUGGUAAUCAAGCUCCAUCCAUUUUCGCCCGCGAGACCAAGCGGGCCAACGCCCCUUGUAAAACCAGCUCCGCCUGCUAA